CGUAGGUAUAUAAAAAGUUCGUCGCAAGGGUGUUACCAUAUGAUCUACAAUCGGGAUCGGAUCAGAUCGCCAAGUCGGUACCCCGGCCGAGAGCGUUGCUGUGCGUUGCCCGGGAAACACGAGACUCGAGACAAAACAGGAAACCCGUUCUCAAAAGAUGGUUCUUAGCCAACACUUCAGAAGCGUUUAACUUAUUGUAUAUCGCUUCAUAAGCUACUAUUUUCAUCUAGCUUUGUAUUUCUGAGCUUUCAUAUCUAUAGAUACCUACCUAUCUAUAUAUAUCGAUCUCUUAUAAUUUCGAACAAGAAUGCUUUUGACAUCGUCGCAGGUCUCGGUGGUAAUUUCGUCAGGAAUUGUUGUCUUAUUCACGGCAGCCUUGUUUCUCAGCGGCUAUACAAUCCAGCAGCGAACACUGCGCGACCUACGAGCAGCCAUCAAACCCAACCGGAUACCUCGACCGAGUCCCAAAGUCUACUUCCCAGAACACCACGACGCGCCUAGCCAACUCGAGGACACGAUAAACGAUUCACGACUACGGCACCGCCGUAAGAAAUAUAGCGCAGAGGAGGAAGAUGUCGUCACUGUGCGGCAUACUGUGCCGGAGGAGGAGCUAGAAAAACCAGAGUGGGAAGAGUCGGCAGCGUCGGAGAAAGACGACGCUGCUGCUGGGGCAUUUGUGGGAACGCCGGACGCUGUGGAGGAGCCUACACCCAAGAAAAAGCUCGAGGAGAAGCCAGUCAGUAGAGCUGAGAGGAGACGGAAGAUUAAAGAAGAGAUACGACGGUUGUCGGAAGGCCAGGAGCGAGUAUACUAUCAACGACGACUAUGGUAGUUUUACUUGACUGUUCUGUUCUGCUACUCUCUAAAAGCUGCUAUUUACUUGCUACUGUUUAUAUAGGCACGCAUUGGGAUUGGUGGGACUUGGGCUCUUUGGGAAAUCCGGGGGCUGGUUUUCGGAUAAGAUCUAACCUGGUGGAUUUUGGGCACGGUAUAUAAUGAUAAAGGGACGGGUAACGUAGGAUCUGUACGAAUAGUUUAUGGGACAACGGCUAGGGUUACUCGGUUAUAACGCAGGCGGGUCUUUUUGCCUCAUGAACAAGCAGGGUCUUGAGAGGUAUAACAUAACAGAAACAAUGUGUUGAGGCUGGUGUGAUAAGUGAAGCUGAGAAUUCUUUUUGUUGAAAUUAUUUGCUUCGAGGUUCAACACUAUUCUGACUCGUCUAUAUAAACUGUGCCUUUAGGGGUUGCAGUGAAGCAGUGUCAUCUGCACCCGAUCAAGAACUUUGAAUCUCUGAGGGUUGCGAAUCAAGUCUCACGCGAGGGCUGCAGGUGAUUGACUGCCAGAUAAGGACAUCGACUCCGGGUAGGAUCUGGGGCGGAUGGGCGACCACCAAUAGACCGAUAGAUGCACGUAGGCGGUCUUAAGGUUACUGCCGAGAUGGUUCGUCUCGAUCUAAUACUAUGUAGCUCAGACCCGCCAACCUAAUGGCAGUAGUAAAUUUUGUGAGGCUGUGCUAUAGCUAGUUAAACUACUACGGCAUACUCGGCUUCGCAACGAAGAUAACUGAAUCUUUUGC
Messenger RNA from Daldinia vernicosa, 1577 nucleotides. RefSeq lists its product as uncharacterized. The coding region runs from base 308 to 832 and encodes 174 amino acids. The transcript has 2 exons. The record is from RefSeq and is a predicted model, not a curated record. Lineage: Eukaryota; Fungi; Ascomycota; Sordariomycetes; Xylariales; Hypoxylaceae.